Messenger RNA from Mizuhopecten yessoensis (Yesso scallop), 1548 nucleotides. Its product is annotated as early nodulin-75-like. Lineage: Eukaryota; Metazoa; Mollusca; Bivalvia; Pectinida; Pectinidae. The transcript is spliced from 3 exons. The record is from RefSeq and is a predicted model, not a curated record. Bases 1 to 1548 code for a protein of 515 amino acids.
AUGACCACACUGGAGCCAUCACCACUGUCUACAACACACCACCAACCACCACAGGGCCAUCCCACAACCAACCUCUCAGUGCAUACCUACAAACCACCACAGGGCCAUCCCACAGCCAACCUUUCAGUGCAUACCUACAAACCAUCACAGAGCAAUCCCACAACCAACCUCUCAGUGCAUACCUACCAACCACCACAGGGUCAUCCCACAGCCAACCUCUCAGUGCAUACCUACAAACCACCACAGGGCCAUCUCACAGCCAACCUCUCAGUGCAUACCUACAAACCACCACAGGGCCAUCCCACAGCCAACCUCUCAGUGCAUACCUACAAACCACCACAGGGCCAUCCCACAGCCAACCUCUCAGUGCAUACCUACAAACCACCACAGGGCCAUCCCACAGCCAACCUCUCAGUGCAUACCUACAAACCACCACAGGGCCAUCCCACAGCCAACCUCUCAGUGCAUACCUACAAACCACCACAGGGCCAUCCCACAGCCAACCUCUCAGUGCAUACCUACAAACCACCACAGGGCCAUCCCACAGCCAACCUCUCAGUGCAUACCUACAAACCACCACAGGGCCAUCCCACAGCCAACCUCUCAGUGCAUACCUACAAACCACCACAGGGCCAUCCCACAGCCAACCUCUCAGUGCAUACCUACAAACCACCACAGGGCCAUCCCACAGCCAACCUCUCAGUGCAUACCUACAAACCACCACAGGGCCAUCCCACAGCCAACCUCUCAGUGCAUACCCACCAACCACCACAGGGAAAUCCCACAGCCAACCUCUCAGUGCAUACCUACAAACCACCACAGAGCCAUCCCACAGCCAACCUCUCAGUGCAUAUCCACCAACCACCACAGGGAAAUCCCACAGCCAACCUCUCAGUGCAUACCUACAAACCACCACAAGGCCAUAUCACAGCCAUCCUCCCAGGGGCAAACCCAGAGACAUCCUCCCAGGGCAUACCCCCUAACCACAACAGGGCAAUCCCACAGGCAUCCUCACAGGGCAUAUCCACUAAACACCACAGGGCAAAUCCACAGACAUCCUCCCAGGGCAUACCCACUAACCACCACAGGGCAAUCCCACAGGCAUCCUCCCAUGGCAUACCCACUAACCACCACAGGGCAAUUCCACGGCCAACCUCUCAGGGCAUACCUACAAACCACCACAGGGCAAUCCCAAAGGGCCAUCCCACAGCCAACUUCCUAGUGCAUACCUACAAACCACCAAAGGGCAAACCCAAAGGCAACUUCCUAGUGCAUACCCACCAACCACCUAAGGGCAAUCCCAUAGGCAACCUCUCAUGGCAUACUUACAAACCACCACAAGGCAAUCCCACAGGCAACUUCCUAGUGCAUACCUACAAACCACCACAGGGCAAACCCACAGACAACCUCUCAGGACAUACCUACAAACCACCACAGGGCAAACCCAAAGGCAACUUCCUAGUGCAUACCCACCAACCACCACAGGGCAAACCCACAGGCAACCUCCCAGGGCACACCAACCAACCACCACAGGGCAAUCCCACAUGA